Molecule: messenger RNA, 1023 nt
Organism: Scleropages formosus (Asian bonytongue)
Lineage: Eukaryota; Metazoa; Chordata; Actinopteri; Osteoglossiformes; Osteoglossidae
Product: G-protein coupled bile acid receptor 1-like
Exons: 1
Coding region: 1-1023 (340 amino acids)
Biological process (GO): G protein-coupled receptor signaling pathway
Cellular component (GO): plasma membrane
Molecular function (GO): G protein-coupled bile acid receptor activity
Source: RefSeq, a predicted model, not a curated record
AUGGUGCGCAAUGACUCUGUGCUGCAGGGCGAGCGACUCAUCUACUGCAUCACUGUCCCUAUGUCCACCGCGAUAAUCCUGGCCAACCUGCUCAUCCUCCUGUCCUUCGCCUGUAACCGGCAGCUGCACAACACGUCAAACUACUUCUUUGUGAGCCUGCUAGUGGCCGACCUGUGCACGGGCGUAGCCCUGCCCUUCAUACCCUGGAUGGGCAUCAACCGUGACCUGGACUUCGGGGCCUGCUUGUUGGCGCACAUCCUCCCCAACUUCCUCUUCCUGUCCUUCCUGUUCAACCUGGUGAUGGUGCACUACGAGCGCUACCUGUGCAUCGUGAGCCCGCUGCACUCCGGCCGCUUCUGGGUGCACCGCUGCUUCCCGCUGGCGCUUCUCGUGGUGUGGGCACCUCCGCUGCUCUAUGCCUCGCUGCCCGCUUUUGGCUGGAACAACAGGGAUGCCUCGGGUCCGGGGGGCUGCGUCCCUGCUUCCAACGGCACCUCUGGGGAAGGGCGCUGCCCAGCGCAGCCACACCGCAACGGGGAGGACAGCUGCUCCUACCGGCGCAUUUUCCCCACGUCCUUCAUCUACCUGGAAGUGUACGGGCUUCUCGUGCCCGCCAUCCUGGCCAUUGUGGGCAUGACGUGCCGUGUGCUGUGCAUCGCACGCGUGCAGCUGCGCGACAUCUGCAAGCUGCACCGAGCCGUGGGCCAGACGGGAGCCUCCAGCAGCGAGCAUCAGCUCAAUCUGCGCUACGCCCGCUGCGUGGCAGUCGUCUCGCUCAUCUUCCUGGCCUGCUGGGUUCCCUACAUCGCCUACGUGCACGUGUCUGUGCUUCAGAUGAAGAAAAGGGGCGGAUCCUCCACCAUGCACAUUAUCCUGUCCUGCACGGGGAUCGGCACCACGGCCGUCAUCCCCGUCAUCCUGGGCCUGGCCAACAGGCAGUACACACAGCCCUUACGCGUGCUGCUGUGCAGACUCCGGGGCCGCUGCCGCACAUCGCCAGAAACUGCGGAUGUGGAGCUGUGA